AAUUUCCUUCCCUCUCACAGUCCCCAACCCAUCCCGGCGAGAACAUCUGGUCACCACCAAAACUACCCUGUUCGCCGGAGAGUCGGAUAUUUUGGAAAAUCAUUUUGAAUGUUCUUAGAGCCUUGUCUUUGAGAGUGAAAAAAAAAGGAUAAAAUACGCCGGUGGCCCAAGAAAUACAGUGACUAUUAGUUAUGGCGUCGUCAGAGAAUUUGGCAAAUGUCCAACCUUGGACCUUCCGUUCUGCCUUUGCGGACUCCUUGAUCUCCGAAGCUUUUGCUCUAGACACCGAGAGCCUCACCAGGGCUCUCGAGAAAUCGCUCACCGAGGGCAACCUCGACUUUCUGCCCACCGACACCAUCUCUCCCUUUUUCAAUCCCGUAAAUCCCGACACAGCGCCAACCACACCAACCGUUUCGGGUCUCUCCGGAGGCUCCGAACCAGAUACCGCCACCCAGAAACGCCAGCGUAACACGAUCGCCACGGCAGGUGGCAAAAUUUCCAAACGGAAGUCGCGUGCUUCGAAGAAGUCCCAGACGACCUUCAUCGCGGCAGAUGCGGCCAACUUCCGCCACAUGGUACAACAGGUGACCGGCGUGAGACUCGGUAACUCGCAUGUGCCUGUCGUACCGAUCCUGAAGCCGGAGCCCCAGAGACCCGGGGGCCGUAUUCCAGGGGCGGGAUGCUUGCCGACCCUCGAUACAUCGGCGUUUCUGCUGGACCAGCAGCAGCAGCAGCAGACAGUACGACCCAAGUCAGCUGCUGGAGCCGUGAGUUCUGGGGUUUCUGGGACUGGCCCACUCUCCUUUGGAUCGAAUAUGGCUUUAGCUGAUGGCAGCGGUGUUGGAGGGUUAGAUUUUGACACUUUUCCGAGCUUUCCCACCUUAGAAUCGUGGAAAGUCGUGUGAUAUUUUCCAGGAUAGAUAUAUAUAUCCCUAAGUAACAUCAUGUUUCUUUGUUUCUUUUUUUCUUUGUUUCUUUGUUUUGGGGAGACCCGGCACUUGUAGGGUAGUCAUGUCGUGGCUCAUGGGGUUGAUCUGUUCAUAACUUGGGAAGGCCAUGUUCGGAUGGUUGGUUUUUACUGCAUAGUUUCUUUGUUGUUACUUUACUUAUUAUAUGGGAAUAUUAUAUAGAUGACUCUUGUUUUGCUUA
Messenger RNA from Juglans regia (Persian walnut), 1149 nucleotides. RefSeq names its product calmodulin-binding protein 25-like. The record is from RefSeq and is a predicted model, not a curated record. The transcript has a single exon. Gene Ontology annotation, biological process: response to osmotic stress. Bases 192 to 905 code for a protein of 237 amino acids. Gene Ontology annotation, molecular function: calmodulin binding. NCBI's taxonomy places the organism in Eukaryota, Viridiplantae, Streptophyta, Magnoliopsida, Fagales, Juglandaceae. Gene Ontology annotation, cellular component: nucleus.